ACAAUUGAGCGCUAGCGGUUAGCGGGAACGAACCAGUCGUUUGCAAGGCGUAAGGUCAGAUCUACUCAUACUAAAUGUCUCAUCUGUAGCCGAAGUUCAGACGAGCCAUAGUGCAUUACUUCGAUAAAUGAGCAGACGAUCCUUGCCCACCACUGCAACAUCUCAUCAUUCUUUGCUCUAUUUUUCCUUGGCCAUGGAGUACCCGGUAGACCCACAAGGGCAGCAAGAGAAUCGAUUCUCCGAUAUCGCGAAUUUGUGGGACCGGGCAGUUGGAGACGUUCUUGUUUGCUUUGCUGGCCUCUCAUUCGCAAAACAGCCACCUGUGGCUUCGUACCAUGAUCUGGAGCACGGCUCUCCGUUUGCUGAUCAGGAAUACGCCGGCGGAUUGCAGGCUUGUGUCAUCGUUCGUUAUCAUAAGAGCCCCAUCGGUAGGUCGAGCUCUCCCGAAGACUAUGCAGACUGCUGACCACGGUGAAGGAAUGUAUGAUGAGCUGCUUUGGAUUCCAGGGGCAUUCCGGCAUCCAGGCAAUGGGAAGCAGGCCUAUCGCUCUACGAGGGCGUACGUAUCAAAGCCGCUAGCUGUGCACAGUGGUAAGCCACCGUGAUGUGAUCUGGUGGCCGAACGGGACCCACUUAACCUGCAAUGUAACAUGAUACUGCGGCCAGGCUGAGGAG
This is a messenger RNA of Aspergillus homomorphus CBS 101889, 675 nucleotides long. RefSeq lists its product as uncharacterized. NCBI's taxonomy places the organism in Eukaryota, Fungi, Ascomycota, Eurotiomycetes, Eurotiales, Aspergillaceae. The record is from RefSeq and is a predicted model, not a curated record. The transcript has a single exon. Bases 128 to 466 code for a protein of 112 amino acids.